AUGGAUGAAUUACCCAGCUCCGAAUCCCCGGCAGAGGGUGAUUCGCUUGAUCAGCGAUUAACCCUGCGCACAGCUCCGUCAUUUGACAUAUACAGCUCCAGCGAAGGGUUCGGAGAUGGAACUAACGAUACGGAAGAGGUUUUACUGAGAACCAUUACUAUUGGGCAGAUGAUAGGAGCCUUGGAUAGCGGUGAGUUUAGCUUCGGUAAGAAGGAGAUGGACUUGAUUGAGGAGGAAGAGGAGAGUGAGAAGGAUGAGUUGAGUGGGAGUCGGAAAUCGGGGGUUGAGGAGGAAGUUGAACCGGCUAGUCCCCCGAUGUAUUUAGCCGCUGGCCUUGGGGUUGAUGGAACUGGAUUUGGGUUUGAUAGCUUUCCUAUUGAUGAUUUAUGUCUGCCAAACUUGGAUGGAAGUGGCGAUGUUGAGGAGCAUUAUAAGAGGAUGAUUGAUGAGUAUCCCUGCCACCCUUUGAUUUUGAGAAAUUAUGCUCAGAUUUUACAGUCUAAGGGAGACCUUCGCGGAGCUGAGGAGUAUUUUCUACGUGCUACUCUGGCAGAUCCUAACAAUGGUGAAAUCUUAGUGCAGUAUGCUAGGCUGGUCUGGGAUCUCCAUCGUGACAAACAAAGAGCAUUAGAGUAUUUUGAACGUGCAGCUCAAGCUCCCCCUCCAGAUAGCCAGGUUCUUGCAGCAUAUGCCAGUUUCCUCUGGGAAAUAGAAGAAGAAGAAGACGAUGAUGAUGAUGGAAAACAUGAUACUAACAGCAAGGUGCAGAAUGAGAACAAUGAACAAAAUAGUAAAUUUGUCAGUCCCCCAAAACAAGAUGAUCAACCGGCUGGCCUUUCCCUGAACCCUGCAGCAAGACAAGAGAUUGAUGCAGCAGAUUUUACAGCGUCCAACUAUGGCAAGGGUGCUGAUAUUAAGGACUACUUCAGGAAGAUGAUUGAUGAAAAUCCUUCCAACCCUUUGUUUCUGAAGAGUUAUGCCCAGUUUCUGAUUCAGUCCAAGAAAGACCUUCAGGCGGCAGAAAAAUGCUACUCGCGUGCAAUCCUAGUUAAUCCUGGUGAUGGUGAAAUGAUAUCGGAAUAUGCAAAACUAGAGUGGCAACUUCAUCAUGACUGGAGAAAAGCGUUAUCAUAUUUUGAGCAAGCAGUUAAAGCUACUCCUGAGGACAGCAAUGUUCUGGCGGCAUAUGCUUGCUUCCUAUGGGAAACAGAAGAUGUGGAGGCUGAAAUUUCAGAGUAGAGACUCGUUGAAGUGCCUCUUACACGAGAUCACCUUGGCACAUGCCAAUACUCGACAGAAAUUUAGUGCUUCUACAGAUGUCAGCUGAAUUCUCAAUUCUUGUUUCUACCAUCUCAAUGUGUACAUGUUAGCUGUUCUUCACAUCAACUUUGAUAGUUUUUAGAAAAAUAAUAAUAAUUUCCAGCCUAUUAAAUAAAUAAAAUCAUAAACACUAUUCAACACAUGAACUUAAUUAUCUUUUUGCACUACCCUUCUCAACACGUCAUGCGCUGAGUUUGCGCGACGGUCAAUGUAACCAUAAUGUUUACAUG
Molecule: messenger RNA, 1550 nt
Organism: Neltuma alba
Lineage: Eukaryota; Viridiplantae; Streptophyta; Magnoliopsida; Fabales; Fabaceae
Exons: 6
Coding region: 1-1239 (412 amino acids)
Biological process (GO): RNA processing
Molecular function (GO): protein binding
Source: RefSeq, a predicted model, not a curated record